Molecule: messenger RNA, 279 nt
Organism: Zychaea mexicana
Lineage: Eukaryota; Fungi; Mucoromycota; Mucoromycetes; Mucorales; Lichtheimiaceae
Exons: 2
Coding region: 1-279 (92 amino acids)
Source: RefSeq, a predicted model, not a curated record
AUGUGUAGGAAAGUGACAAGCAGUGAACACAAAGGGAGCAGUUUCGUUAUUCAUCAAGAAAAAUUACGUCAGAGAGUUUUCAAGUACCGACAGCGACGCGUCGCAACUACUGUACCUUUGUAUUGGGUACUCCUCCAAGUUUUUAUGUACUUAGCCACUCAAGUACGUAAAUCGGUUCUGACGCUGUAUAUUUGUACUAUAAAAUUUUACGUACUUCCUAUUUGGGAAUUUUACGUACUUGUCUUUUUUGUGCCUCGUUUGAGUAGAUCAUACAAAUAG